GGCGGGGUUUGCAGCCCACGCUAAGGUGGAGACCAGACCAAGCACGAGGACGCCCGGCUGGCGGCUCUGCCCCUCGCUCGCCGCCUGGAUUAGAAUGGAAUCGAAUGAAUUAGCGCCUCUUCAAGCGGCGCGUGCGCAGCACUCUGCCUGGCGCCGGAACUGGGAAGCCGGGCGGUUUCCCUGCAGGCCCCGCGCGGCGGGGAGUGCUGGUUUUUCCGGAAGUGCGGGUCGGAGGCGCUCGCGGUUCGGUCUGGGUGAUGCUGGUGGCCCUGGCCGGCGUCCGUCGGUGCAGCGGCUGGCGGCAGGGUCCCGUCCGUGCGGGCGUACGGAGCUGGAGCGGGGCCAUGCCUCGGAGGGUCCGGUUGUAACUGACAAAAGUGGUUCCCUCACUAUUGCUAUUCAUGCCAAACCUGGAUCCAAACAAAAUGCUAUAACAGAUGUGACAACUGAGGCAGUAGGUGUAGCUAUUGCUGCACCUCCAUCAGAAGGGGAGGCAAAUGCAGAGCUGUGUCGUUACCUUUCUAAGGUUCUAGAAGUGAAGAAGAGCGAAGUUGUUUUAGAUAAGGGUGGUAAAUCUCGUGAGAAAGUGGUGAAGAUUUUGGUGUCAAUGACUCCAGAUGAGGUUUUAGAGAAACUGAAAAAAGAAGCUACCAGUUGAGACCAAACAAAACAGGAAAUGGAACAAUAUGUCUUGAAAAUCUUUCAUUGAAUGUAAAGAGGAGGAGGGACAUUCUUCAACGACAGCACACAAAUGCAGGCUGUGGGUCACUUACGAGAAACAAAGAUUCUUCUGUGUAAAUGUGUAGGUAAAUCUAAGUACAUUGUAAAGUACAAAUCUCUUCUGUAUUCUUCCAUACGCUAAACUUUGGUUUAAAUAAUCCCACAGAACUAAGGCUCAACCUAGAAGUGGAAGCAGAUUUAUCGCUGGAUAGGAAAGCUAAAACCCUGACAUUUAGCUGAAUCUAUAUCAUGAAUUCAGCAUGACUGGGCUCCUUUUCUAUAGUUAUCUUCAAAAUAGUCUCCUAAGCGUAAACCCAGUCCUGAUGAGUAUUUGGGCAAUGUUUCUGAAUGCAGGCAUAAUUAUUUUUGGUUCACAAAGUAAAAGGCUUGGAGUGACAGGCUUAUGAUAAAGCACUGGCACAAUGUCAAGAGAAAUGUGGUGCAGAAGGAAAAAUCAAUUUAGAAGUGAGAGCCUAAAAGAGCAAUCAGUGUAAUAUACAGUGACAUGCGUAGGGUCCAAUUCUACUCUUGUCUACACCACUGUAAAUCCAGAGUAAUGCUUUUGAAGCCCGGGGCAUUGCCCUGGAUUUACAUAGGAGCAGAACUUUUCCCUUAAGCAGUCAAAAGAACUGAGUCUGCAAUAUGAGAAAUUGAUACAGUACUUAAGCAGCAAGUACACAAAAGCUUGCUUCGCUUCACUAGGAAGCCUAUUAUCAAAGAGUUGCCUAAUAAAGGUAGUGCUUCUAAUAGAGUGGUCAAAAGUAUCUUCACCAGUUUGUUCUGUUUAAUAAAAACACAGCAUUACGUUUCAUCAACAGUUCUUGUAUUUUCAGUGAGAACGGAUUAUUUAUAGCUGUGACUUGACUAGUAAAACAAAAUUAAUUUUGUUUUUAGACAGUCUGAGCAGCAAUUUUGUUUGUUCUUGGUGACAUUCUGUUGAUCUAAAUAAAUGAGUUGUGUUCAAGAAUCAGUUUCCAGCCCACAGAAAAGUGAGCAAAGUGAAGUAAUACAUGAAGUGGUGUUAAGAGUGCAAAGAUUGUACGUGAGAUGAAAUGGGAAAAGUAGAUGUAUUUGUCUUAAUCGCUCUUGACGAAGUACUGGAAUGUACGCUUGUGUUCCCCACUAAUAUAUGUGAUGUCACUAUGUUUGGCUGCUUCAGCUAGCCUCUUAGAUUGCAGCUGUUAGGGGUUAGAUUGUGUUACUUUCUACAUUGUUUCUAUCCAACAGUUGUAAUGUGUAAAUGUGAUUUUAUUAUUUUAAUGCCUAAGAGUCAAUAAACAAGUCUAAAACCCCA
Gopherus evgoodei (Goodes thornscrub tortoise) is the source of this 2014-nucleotide messenger RNA. RefSeq names its product chromosome 10 C15orf40 homolog (gene C10H15orf40). Lineage: Eukaryota; Metazoa; Chordata; Testudines; Testudinidae. Gene Ontology annotation, cellular component: cytoplasm. The coding region runs from base 95 to 658 and encodes 187 amino acids. The record is from RefSeq and is a predicted model, not a curated record. The transcript has 4 exons.